AUGACGAGGCGCGCAUUGUUUAGCAGCCCGUGUCGAUUUACGGGGGUUUGUUUUGUUUUUUUUUCGACAUCCACUUCUUCGGAAAUCUCAAGAUAUCUCUCCGAGUACUACGAUCCUUCAACGAACGAAUCGGUUGAGGAGUAUUGGAAAAGAAAAAGAUUCGAAUACCCCGGACUGUACUCAGCAGCACUUUUCGUUUUUUCGAUUGUUCCCAGUGAAGCCAUGUGUGAGACUACGUUCAGCACUGCGUCGUUUUUGUUAGAUAAAACAAAAACAAGAUUACUGUACAAGCGUGUGGAGAUGGUCGUUCUGGUUUUGAAUUCACAAAUUUUCGAAACUCAUUUUCAAAUGACUGCUAGUUUUCAAUCUAAUUUUCCAAUAUGUAAAAGGCCAGAUGUUGUUAUUCGGGCAAUCACAAAACAAUCCGAUUUCAAAUCUGUGCUAACACUCAGCCAAGUAUGUCGGAAUUUUCGAAGGAAAAAAAUAAUUCACGGAAUUGGUGAAUCAAAUCUUCCAAAUACAAAUUUCACCAGAAUCCUCGUUUCGGCAAUGAUUCUUCAAUUUGACUGCAUGAUUCUUAAAUAUGACUCUGAGCAGAAAACCGAUGUUAUUCAGUAUUUGGACAAAGAAAAUGGAGUUUGUGACAGAAUGUUCGAGAAGAAACACACAAAUUUGAAAGGCAUAACUGCGUUGGAUCUGGCCAUGGGAGACCUAGAACGAAUUUUAAAAUUUCAAAAAACCGAACUGAAUUCUCUAUCGGUAACUGUGAAUUGGUCUCCUCGCGAUAGCACCCCGGUGGCCAGAUUGUUCCCUGAAAAGCUGAAAAAUGUGCUGAAAUCAAAAAUUAUUAAAACCAAGAAUUUGAACAUAUCCGCUUUUCGACAGAGUUAUUUUAUGGCAGUUAUACCCUUUGUCGAUUCUGAAUUUCUUGAAAAACUUUCUAUAAAUCGUCCUGAUGGUUUUAAACGCCGUGAUAAAGAUGCUUUUAAUUUGGACAUGGAAGAAAUUGUAAGCACCGAGCAAUGGAAAAAACUAGAACAGUUCGAUUCUGGAUCUUAUAAAUUUUCUCCGCCGCUGGAACAAUUAGUCCAUUUUUCUAAUAUCAACGUUCAUCUGAAUUCAUUUUUGCUAAAAGAUUUGAAGUUUUUGCGACAAAAACAUGUCUUUCACUCGUCAAUUGCUAUGUUUUUCGCCAAAAUAGGUGGAAUAAAAGGUAAGUUGGAACCCCCAACCAACGUUUUAGUUCAUUUCAUCGAGUGCCAGCAAGCCAGGCGAGGAGAUGCUUUGCGGCGGUGGUGUGCCCCAUAUGUCCCGUAUAUGCCCCAUACCGGCGUCCUUUCCCUGUACCCAAUUCAUCGGCGCGUUCUCCGUCGCCCAUCCAUUAUGCGUAUGCGCGCCCAGGAACUGUGGGUACAGAAUCGUUCCAAAAAUUCUGGAAUUUUCAAUCAGCGUAUUAUCUCCAAUACAAGCCCAUGUGCUCGGAGUGUGGGCUUCUAUUUUUCGAUGAACCUCGCGGGGUGGGCUUCAAAUGGAGGUGGGCUUCUAUUAGAGGAAAUACGGUAUACUAGAAUCAAGAUUUUCGAGUUUCUGGUUCUAAAAAAAAUGUUUGGAAUUCCGAGGAUGAUUUCUGAAUUGGGAUACUUUUUUGAUUUGGCGCAAAAUUCAGGUGUCCCAGUAGACAAUUUCAUCACAAUGAAUAUCAGCAAACACGCACGACUAUUAGGAAAACAAUUGAGUGGACAGCCUCUCUUGUUCGCGAUGCUAACAUGUGCCGAAAUGUCCUCAACAGAAACUCUAAAGAAACGCCUCUGUUCAAAAAUCAACAUUUCCUUAGAGCAGUGCUAUAUAAUCAUCCGAAUUUCCAGUCAUUUUCCGAAAAACUAUUUCCAUUCAUGGCAUUACCAAAAGAUCAUCAUUGAAACAUCUACGAAGAAAAAUACGUCGACGACUGAAGAGUACGAAUAUGACGACGAGAAUGAUGACUCAGAAGGCGAAGAAUAUUACGAAUCCAGAGAGCAUAACGAUGAUACUUUUGGAAACGAUUUGGCCCAAAUAAUGAAACAUUAA
Molecule: messenger RNA, 2067 nt
Organism: Caenorhabditis briggsae
Lineage: Eukaryota; Metazoa; Nematoda; Chromadorea; Rhabditida; Rhabditidae
Exons: 10
Coding region: 1-2067 (688 amino acids)
Molecular function (GO): protein dimerization activity
Source: RefSeq, a predicted model, not a curated record